Molecule: messenger RNA, 734 nt
Organism: Nematolebias whitei (Rio pearlfish)
Lineage: Eukaryota; Metazoa; Chordata; Actinopteri; Cyprinodontiformes; Rivulidae
Product: growth/differentiation factor 6-A-like
Exons: 5
Coding region: 7-633 (208 amino acids)
Biological process (GO): SMAD protein signal transduction; BMP signaling pathway
Cellular component (GO): extracellular region
Molecular function (GO): growth factor activity; cytokine activity
Source: RefSeq, a predicted model, not a curated record
AACACGAUGUCUUUUGCAUUCGCUGUCAUGAUGAUGCUUCUUGGCUCUGCAGUGGUGACUGCAUUUGUCCUGCAUCCAUCCAAGGAAGAGACUGCAAUCUCUGCUGAUUCCCAUCAAAGGUGCCCGGAGGAGUCACUGCAGUCGAUAAGGAAGAGUCUCCUCGGGGCUCUCAACAUCCAGACUGAGCCACAGCUGCCUGCUGGGUUUCUGGAUGGCAUCCGAGAACAGUGGCAGAGAACACUUGGAACCAAUUCCCAAAGUGCCAAGGACACCACAGCCGUCAACAACUCUGCAUCAGUUGAAAGUGUGAACAGUACAGGCCUCAAGUGUUGUUCCAUGGCCUCUGAGGUUUUCCUGAAAGAUCUGGGCUGGGACAGCUGGGUGAUCCAUCCUUUGAGCCUGACCAUCGUUCGGUGUGCAUUGUGCAACUAUAUGGAGAACACAGUGCAGUGUCCAUCCUCCUCCAGCAUCCAGAACUCACAGGAUAAUUUGCCUUGCUGUCAGCCUGCCACCCAGGAAAUGGUGCCUAUGGUCUACAUGGAUGGAACCGGCACCACUGUCAUCUCCUCUGUGCAGCUGACCCGCAGCUGUGGCUGUGGACCGGGUAAUGUUGAGCAGCAGGGCAAAAAGUAGGCUGAGGUUUGUCCUUCAGUCGUGAUAUGAGCCACGUUUUGUAACCAAAUUAUCUUCACACACAGGCCUGUUCUGUCCUGAGUUAAAAAGCCCACCUGUAC